AUGGAUACCAAUCCGAAUCCAAAGGACUCUAUGAAGUCCACCUGGCGUGCUGGCAAUCAGGCGGAAUGGACAUUCUACCACCAGCUCAUCGACUACCUGGAUGUUUACCCUACCCAUCUUGACCAGGAGGUGCCAGUGCACUUAAAAGAUGAGAAGGUGCCAUAUUUGCCUCACUGGUCGAUGCAUCGAUUUGUGCUCUUUUAUUCUGCGAUCCCGCUCCUCCUUCAUCAGGUCUACUCCGCCUAUACUGGUAACGCUCUCAGGCCGUUCGUCGUGUUUAACUGGUAUUUCUUUUGCUUCAACGCGAUCGUGAUCUACGAGGUGCAUGUUCUCCGAAAGCUGGGACACCAGUACGGCUUUUUGGAUGGCGACAAGCACGAACGCGACGGCAUUCCGGACGUAGGCGUAGGCAAGGCUGUCCGAUCGCUCUACAUGACGACUGGCUCGCGCCUGGCCAUAUCGGUCUAUCUUUCCUACAACUCCAACCUGCUUCCCUCAGACCUGAGCUGGACAUGGCUUCCUCUUGAGAUUGGCCUCUACAGCAUUGUCCUCGACUUUUGGUUCUACUGGUACCACCGUUCGAUGCACGACGUGAGCUUCCUCUGGAGGUUCCACCGCACGCACCAUCUCACCAAACACCCCAACCCGCUGCUUUCUGCGUAUGCCGACCACGAGCAAGAAUUCUUCGAUAUGGUCGGAGUUCCGUUCAUGGCCUACAUGACCAUGAAGUGCUUUGGCCUCCCCAUGGGCUUCUACGAGUGGUGGGUCUGCCAUGUGUAUGUCGCCUUUGUUGAGGUUCUAGGACACAGUGGCCUUCGUCUCCAUGCAGGUGCCCCAUCCCCCCUGAGCUGGCUGCUGCGUAUGUUCGAUGCCGACAUUGUCAUUGAAGACCAUGACCUCCACCACCGCAAGGGCUGGAGGACGAGCCACAACUACGGAAAGCAGACCCGUCUCUGGGACCGCAUCUUCGGGACCUGCCACGAUCGCAUCGAGUCGGUCGAGGAUAACGUUGACUAUGUCAAUACCGCUACUUUACCUCUUUUCUAGUGAACUCAUCCUUAGGUACCAGCAGUAUUGACGACAUGAUCACGACUUAUAGAAACGUUCUAUAUACCAACUAACAAACAUUCAUAUAGACUGGGAUAAUGCGAUAUACCCAAGUUAUUAAUUUUCUUUCCAAUCAUUAUCCUUCGC
Aspergillus ochraceoroseus IBT 24754 is the source of this 1194-nucleotide messenger RNA. Its product is annotated as sterol desaturase family protein. NCBI's taxonomy places the organism in Eukaryota, Fungi, Ascomycota, Eurotiomycetes, Eurotiales, Aspergillaceae. Gene Ontology annotation, molecular function: iron ion binding; C-4 methylsterol oxidase activity. The record is from RefSeq and is a predicted model, not a curated record. The transcript has a single exon. Gene Ontology annotation, biological process: ergosterol biosynthetic process. Bases 1 to 1047 code for a protein of 348 amino acids.